AUGCGGCGCAGAGUUCUGAAGAACAACCGCCCCUACUAUCGAUGCUUCGACGCAUGGGUGGACUUCACGAGGUUCACAUUGGCUGAGAGCGACAGCGAGUGCAGCAUCGCAAACACUGAUAGUCCUGAUGUUCCCGUCACUGGUGCCGCCGCUGGAGCUGCUGACCUCUACCCGCACUGCUUCGACGCGCGCUCGCUGGAGCUGAGACGCCUCCCAAAAGGCGAUGCUGUGGUCAGCGACGCGUUGAGCGGCGAGUCUGAACCAUAUGUGAUGCCCGCUCUAGCCAGGUCUCCCGCCUCUGCUUCACCUCCCCCGCUGUCCCCUUUUUUUUCCGCCCGUCCCAUUUUUCCCUGUAUUUCUCCCGAACAACGAAAGCACGUCACCCUUGGCGCACACUCCUCGGGCUCUAGCCGCAGCGAGUAG
Prorocentrum cordatum is the source of this 423-nucleotide messenger RNA. The record is from the annotation of a GenBank genome assembly. Lineage: Eukaryota; Dinophyceae; Prorocentrales; Prorocentraceae.